Parus major (Great Tit) is the source of this 988-nucleotide messenger RNA. RefSeq names its product glycine cleavage system protein H (gene GCSH). The coding region runs from base 17 to 511 and encodes 164 amino acids. The record is from RefSeq and is a predicted model, not a curated record. NCBI's taxonomy places the organism in Eukaryota, Metazoa, Chordata, Aves, Passeriformes, Paridae. The transcript is spliced from 5 exons. Gene Ontology annotation, biological process: protein lipoylation; glycine decarboxylation via glycine cleavage system. Gene Ontology annotation, cellular component: glycine cleavage complex; mitochondrion; cytoplasm.
CCCGCCCCCGGCAAAGAUGGCGUGGCGAGCGCUGCGGCGGGUCGGGCCGGUGCUGGCGCCGCGCUGCCCGCGCCUCCCGCUGCCACCGCGGGGGCCCGCGGCCCGCAGGCUGGGCACCAGCUCGCUGCUGCUGUCCGCCCGCAAAUUCACAGACAAGCACGAAUGGAUAUCUGUGGAAAAUGGCAUUGGAACAGUAGGAAUCAGCAAUUUUGCGCAGGAAGCAUUAGGAGACGUUGUUUACUGUAGUCUUCCAGAAGUUGGGACAAAAUUGAGUAAACACGAUGAGUUUGGGGCUUUGGAAAGUGUGAAAGCUGCUAGUGAACUCUACUCCCCUCUCUCAGGAGAAGUGACUGAGAUUAAUGCUGCCCUUGCAGAUAAUCCAGGGCUUGUCAAUAAAUCCUGUUAUCAAGAUGGUUGGCUUAUCAAGAUGACUGUGGCAAACCCUGCUGAACUUGAUGAACUGAUGACUGAAGAUGCCUAUGAGAAAUACAUAAAAUCCAUUGAGGACUGAGCUGGAAUAAUGAAAUAAAUUCAUAUAAAAUAUCUCAGUGUAGUUUGUCAUCAAUUAAGGAAAUACUGAAUAUCCAGUUUUGGCAACUUGAAAAAUACCACUUAAGAUUACAUAUACAAGACUAUAAAUAAUUGCAGUGACAAAUGUGUUUCACAUCUGUGUACCUGUGAGGGUUUUUUAUUCUGUUGUCUGAUUCAUGUAACUGCAGAUGUUAUAUAUAAUAUUUUGAGAAACAAAAUUCACUUGCUAAAAUAUAUAGUUCCAUAUUCAUUUGACAUCAAAUUCAGUAAUAACAUCCUUGAUAUGGCAGUUUUGUUGUAGGCACAUAACUGUUCUCAUAACCUGGACUAGUUUUUCCUGAAAUAUUUUUCUAUUGCUCCCAAAUAAUUGAAAAGCAGUGUCUUCCUAACCUACUCAUGUUUUUCUUUCUUAGGGUUGCAAAGAUGAUACCAAAAAAAGGAGAAGCCAUAUCAACUA